This is a messenger RNA of Pantherophis guttatus, 4366 nucleotides long. Its product is annotated as zinc-binding protein A33-like. Gene Ontology annotation, molecular function: zinc ion binding; protein binding. The record is from RefSeq and is a predicted model, not a curated record. Lineage: Eukaryota; Metazoa; Chordata; Lepidosauria; Squamata; Colubridae.
CAAAAAAAACCACCGGCCGAGCGAAGUUUAAAGGCUUCCCGCGGCGUCUGAAUUUGCAAAGCAAGCAACCCGCCGGCGGUGGGUGGGGUGUUUAUGCCGCUUUGUCGUCGUUCCUUGCAAAAGCGGCUGAGCCUCCGGAGGGUUUUGUGUGUGUGGCUUUAAAGGGGCGGAAAUUUCCUCCCUCGCAAAGUGAAAAAGGCAAAAAUAGAAGCAGUUCUAACCUGGGAAACCUGUUCAGGCUUUCUUCAAUUGACCAACAUGGCUUCAGUACGGGAAGUGUCCAGUUUCACCGAGGACCUCCUGUGCCCCAUUUGCCUCUCCCUCUUUCGGGAGCCCCGCAUGCUAAAGUGCGGCCACAGCUUCUGCGCUCCCUGUCUGGAGCCCUGCAUCCCCAAAGGGCAAAGACGGGGCCUCUGCCCCGAGUGCCGCCAACCCUUCACUUUACGCUGCAUAACGAUCAACCGAGUCCUCUGCAGCUUGGUCGAGAAGGCCCGCCUUCUGAAGCUGGAUGAAGGGACUCAGCUGAGUGGCACCGGAGGCUGGUUCUUCUGUGAGGAACACGAGGAGCCUCUCAAGCUCUUCUGCAGCCAAGAUGAGGAGCCCGUUUGCGUCAUCUGCCGGGACUUGCCUCAGCACCGGGGACAUGACUUCCUGCCCAUCAAAAACGCGGUUCAGACUUAUCAGGAACAGCUGAAGGCAUCUCUGAAGUCUCUUGAGGAAGGUCUCACGCGGUUGAAAAGGAGCCAGUGCCACCAGCAGGAGAACAUUAUCGAAUUAAAGACCUGCUCCAAAUCCUUGUCUGAUCAUAUCUCUGGAGAGUUUGUGAAGAUGCACCAGCUGCUGAACGACAGAGAGCUGGCUAUAAAACAGGCCUUAGAAAACCAGCGAGAAAAGAACUUGGCUCAGAUGGAAAUCAAGUUAAAGGAACUGGACUACAAGAUGGCUUCACAUUCAGAAACUGUGUGCCGUGUACAGGCCAGCCUUGAAUGCAAAGACCACAUUAGUUUCCUUAAGGAGGCAAAAGAGUUGCUAGAGAGGGUCCGUAAGGAACAAGGAGCUCCGGAUGAACGCGAACUAGAUGCUGCACUGGUAGGAGAAGAUGGGCUGGAGGCCAGCAGUGAAGACACAGAUGAGUAUGAGAAUGAGACUGAUGAAGAUUUUGAUGAGGAAGAAGAUGAAGAAGAGACAGCAGAGGAAGAAGAAAAGGAAAAGGAAGAGGAUGAAGAUGGAGUGGUGGCUGUAGAUUUGAACCUGGGCGAGUUUAAAGGACCUCUGCAAUUCUAUGUCUGGAAGAAGCUGCUGGGUGAGCUACAUCCAGUCCCUGCAAGCAUCAUUUUGGACCCCAACUCAGCUCAUCCCAGGCUGGUCCUCAUGGAAGAAGACACCAAAGUACAGUUCAAUCUUAACCGACGGUUCUGGCUAGAAAACCUUCCGGAGACCUUCACUUACACACCGUGUGUGGUGGGACAGAAGGGCAUUACCACUGGCCGCUUCUACUGGGAGAUCGAUGUCGGGGACAGCACCGAUUGGAUAGUGGGGAUGGCCAAAAAGUCUGUGAAGCGCAAGAAGCAGCUGAACUUUCUGCCCAAGGAAGGGGUGUGGGCUAUUGAGCUGAAGGCGGGAGAGUACCAAGCUUUGAGUGAGCCCCGUACGCCCCUCUCAGUCUGCGGGAAGAUGGAGAAAGUUGGGAUCUACUUGGACUUUGAAGGGGGGCAGCUCUCUUUUUACAACAGCAGCAUGACCCACCUCUACACCUUCCAAGCAUGCUUCCAUGAAGAGAUGCUCCCCUUUCUCAGCACUCAAAGCAGCUACCCCCUCUCGGUGUAGGACUUGGAGCUUUGAGAUCUUAGCUCAUGGUGUAGCAUUGCAGAGAACAGCCUGGUGAAAGUUGAAAACAUUGAGAUGCAUUAAGUCCAUGCUAUUCCCUCUUUGCAAGCAAUCGCUCAAAGAUUCGAAACUGGUCUGACCUGACUAUUGUGGUCCAUGAUGGUUGUUCUAGGUGCAGAGACUGCUAUAAGUGUAGCUUUCAAGUUGACCUUCUAUUUCCCACAUGCUUAAUUUCCUUGACCCAUUGACCGUAGUGAGGCUAGAGGUUGCCUCUGUCCACCUGUGGUGCAAGAUUUUUUACCUGCUUUCAAUGCAUUUCACUGCAGGCAAAAACAAUGAAGGCAAGCCAUAUUUUCUGCCCUUGGUUGGGAAGGCCUUAGUAGAGAUGUUCAAAUAUUCCAAUACUUAGUUGUGUUUGUAUCUGUAACAAGUGAUGAUUUUCCUCAUCACCCUAUAAUGCUGUAGGGCAUUCCACAUCAAAACAACUAGACACAAGGACAAUUGUUUCUCCCCCCACCCCUCAAUGCCAUCAUCAUGCUAAACAACUAAUUCCCACAACACUGUCUUAUGCCCUGGGAUCCCAAACCACCCAGUAGGACUGUAUUACUAUUAUCCUUCUCAUCUUUCCCAUUUCCUAUUCCUUUAGCAUCUUAUGACUCUAACUUUGUUGUUUAUAUCUCAUGGUUUAUACUGACUUCAGGAAAGAAGUUCAUGCUGAAAAUGAUCUUCAGUGACAUGUUCCACUUCGUGAUCUUGUAUAUUGUCAGGCAGUGGUUCUCAAUCUUUUCUUCACCACAGACUGCCUUUAAAUACCUUUUGUGGCCACAGAUCCCCAAGAUUUAACUCAAGAUUGAAAUCAUAACAUUUCUUCAAGCCUUCACAGACCACCUGUGAUAUAGUUUGGUGCUCUGCAGUUGCUAAGAAAAUUCUCAAUGAUGUCCUUAAAUGCUUUUCAGGCCAUGUUCUUCACUAACCUUCUAGCUUCACUAACCUUCUAGCUUCACUAACCAAUUUUUGAACUGCUUGUCAUUGAUGAGGUAUCUUAAUAAAUAAUAAAUCUCUCAUCUGAUCUGUGGACCAACUAAACUGCCUUCCUUAACUUCAGCAUCAAUUACUUUUGGAAACCUCUGUCUCAACCAAGAAAAACUUUCACCUUAUCACUUUCACAAAAUGUUUUAUCAAUCUGAUUUUUAUGUGGAGACAAAAAUAACUUUUUCAGGUCAACAAGUGCCAUGUCACUGGAGAUUCUCGGUCAUGCAGGUCACGGUUGUCCCAGAGGUGGUUUUUCAAGAGGCUGUUGAAAAAGUUGAGAGAGGGCGGAUACAUUUUGGAGAGAGAGGACCACUGCUCAAAAGAGUACUGAAAGAGGCCAUCUAUGUCAAACUUGAACAGCCCUCCCUCAACAGACCUAGGCUUACUGAGUCAGUACAAGACACAAUUAGUCCCAAACAAACCUAUUUUAUUGUAACAGCUGAGAAUUACGUUCAUUCCCAGCUGAGUCCCAAUUAAUUGCAAAGCAAGUCCUUCGGAAGAAGUCCUUCAGGAUAAUCACCAACCUUUAUCUUAUCUACAAUGCAGUCCUUUCAACAGUUCCAAGAAGGCUCCACAUCCAUUUGCACCACUCAGGUGACCCUGAGGACACAGACAAACCUCCAAGUGCUUCAAAGACCCUCUAAAACAGUGGUUCUCAACCUUCCUAAUACCACGACCCUUUAAUACAGUUCCUCAUGUGGUGACCCCCAACCAUAAAAUUAUUCCUGAAACCAUUGAAAAUAUGUGUUUUCCCAUGGUCUUAGGCGACCCCUGUGAAAGGGUCGUUCGAUCCCCAAAGGGGUCCCGACCCACAGGUUGAGAACCACUGCUCUAAAAGAAUGCAAAUGACCAGCUGUCUACAAGGAAUAGAAAUCCUUCCAUUCCCCUCCAUCCAGUCAGAGCUGAAGAAGCGAAAAGUCUUCAAAGAAAAAACAGCCUGGUAGCCUCUUGAAAAAGCACCUUUGGGACAACAAGUGCCAUGUUUUUUCUGUCCUGGAACCAAAUUAUUUUGGAGUGGCCAUUUCUUUUUAAUGUAAUGCAGCUCUCCUGCAUAGCUGUCCCAUUUGCAUGUAUGACGUAUUUGGCCUAUCUCAGCUGCCUCUAUUUCUGGAUCUCAACAGAUAUUCCAAUUGUGCUUGAUAUGCCAGAUGUGUUUUAAGAACAGUUCUAUAUUUUUAUGUUUCUUUUGUGUGUGCAGCACAGACCACAGAUCAUGAAGAGUAUAUGAUGUCAUUAUAUAACAACAGAAUAUUUCUACAAAGCAAUAUGUGAUAGGUUACAGGGUUUUUUUCCUGAUUAACAGCCAGAAAGAAAGUGCAGCAUGAAAAAUUUGGCAGUCAAAGUAUGUAAUUAGAUAAUAGAUAUUUCCAAUAUAUACGAAUUGAAGCAGUAGAGUCAGCGACAUAAACAUUAAAAACUGAUAGAGAAAAAAAAACCCAGAACUCUUAGAUUUGGGUUUUCCCAGAUGUGCCAGUAUAACUGUUCUAAUAAAUGGAACUUUGAAAAA